Molecule: messenger RNA, 822 nt
Organism: Tuber aestivum (summer truffle)
Lineage: Eukaryota; Fungi; Ascomycota; Pezizomycetes; Pezizales; Tuberaceae
Source: the annotation of a GenBank genome assembly
ACAAUUCUGAACAACUCCCCCCCCCCCUCCCAUUCUUCCAUAGUCCAUAAAACCCACAAAAAAUGGGCCGCCAACUCCAAAAGAAGAAAAACAGGAGCUCAAUCCCGAAGAAAUCCAAGCACAAGAACCCGCGCAUCUUCAAAGUCCAUCCGACCGGGAACGCCCUCAUCGCCGCAAACUGGUUUGCCCCGCUCCGCUCCUUGCCCCGCCCGCGCUUCCGAAUUUGACUGGUUAACGGAAUGGUGUAGGGAUCGUAAGCAAACGCUCUCGCAGAAUUACCGGAGGUUGGGAUUAGUUUCUAGGCUGGGGAAACCGACGGGGGGUGUUGAGAAGGCUCUGCCUGCUUCCUCUUCCGCUGCGCAGCAAGGGGGGCGAGAUGAAGGGGGAAGGAAAAGGGUGAAGAAGCUGGCGCCCGGCGAAGCACGUAUCAUCCGCGAUGAGGAAGGGAGCGUGAUUCAAGUCAUUUACGGCAAGUCUGCCGAAGAAGCGCUGGACUCUGACUCUGACGAAGUCGGGCAAGAGGAAGAGUUCACGGGAUGCGCUGGAGGAGGAGGCAGCGGAACGGGCAUUGUCAAGGAGUUGGAAGCCCAGGCUGCUGUCGGUGAGAGGAAGAAUAAGAAAAUUUUGUGCCCUGGAGAGAUGGAUUGGCUUUCCAGACUUGUGGAAAAGUAUGGGGAGGACUACGAGGGGAUGGUAAGAGAUCGGAAGAUGAAUGUGUAUCAGCAGACGUUGGGGGAUAUCAGACGAAGGGUUGCGAUUUGGAAGAGGCAGAGGGCAGAGGAGAGGGAGAGGGAGGGGGAGGGGGAGGGGGUUUGUGCCUAA